ACCGAGGGGGAAAGAAGUGACUGAGGGCGAAAGACAACGCAGCCCUCCCUAGGAACCUAUUUAACGCAGCGAGAGGCGGAGUGAGCCCGAGCCCGCCGGAGCCUACUGCCGUUGCGCAGAGUCGCAUUUCCGCCUCCGCCUCCGCGUCCCCAGACUUUGCAGGGCAGUGUGUCAUGGCGGCGGGGCUGUUAGGUUUCGGCGCUCGCCGCCUUUGGGCUGUCACGGCGGCGCGGAGACUCCCGGCUGCCCGGGUUCGUUGGGAAUCCGGCACCGCCAGGGCUGUGGUCACCCCGGCCGCGGUGGCGGGAAGGCGUGUGCCCGCACCUACAAUACGUAGCCAAGAGGACCCGGACCCCGAGGACGAAAACCUCUACGAGAAGAACCCAGACAGUCAUGGCUACGACAAGGAUCCUGUUGUAGACACCUGGAACAUGCGAGUAGUCUUCUUCUUUGGCUUCUCCAUCGUCUUGGUCUUUGGCACCACAUUUCUAGCUUAUCUACCUGACUACAGGAUGCAGGAGUGGUCCCGCCGUGAAGCUGAGAGACUUGUGAAAUACCGAGAGUCCAACGGCCUCCCUGUGAUGGAAUCAAACUACUUUGACCCCAGCAAGAUCCAGCUGCCAGAGAUUGAAGACUAACUUAUUGCCAAGUGGGGCUUAGGAAGCAAUAACUUCUCCACUCCCUGCUUCCAUUCAGAGUAUCUAAUUAAAAGAACUGAAUGCUUAA
Molecule: messenger RNA, 726 nt
Organism: Suncus etruscus (white-toothed pygmy shrew)
Lineage: Eukaryota; Metazoa; Chordata; Mammalia; Eulipotyphla; Soricidae
Gene: NDUFB11
Product: NADH:ubiquinone oxidoreductase subunit B11
Exons: 3
Coding region: 174-638 (154 amino acids)
Source: RefSeq, a predicted model, not a curated record